AUGGUUGAACAACAAAUUCGAGCGAUAGAGGAUGCGGAACUUGGGGAAAAGGGCGUAUCCAAAGAUGAAAAAAAUCCAAACGGGUCGCUAAUCAGUUCUUGGAAAGCAUGGAUUGGGUUUGAAACACAAUCUCAUCUGCUAGACAUUAUAAGAAGGCAUGCUUCUGGACUGCUUCAAGAAACAAGAAAAGAUGAUUAUGUGGUGAAGGAGAAGCCAUUGUUGAUGGAGGAUAUACAGGGAGGUCUUGAUUACAUUGCAAAAUAUGCUCAAAUAUAUGAGUACCUUUGUGAGGAAUAUGAAGUAACACAACGGUUUGGAAAUCUUGAUUAUAAAUUGAAGUUUGUUGAGAUGCCAGUUGCAAAACGUUUGGGCACCAGUUCUGCAGAUGCAAUAAAAGUAGUUCUGCAGAUUCAAUAA
This is a messenger RNA of Lactuca virosa, 417 nucleotides long. NCBI's taxonomy places the organism in Eukaryota, Viridiplantae, Streptophyta, Magnoliopsida, Asterales, Asteraceae. The record is from the annotation of a GenBank genome assembly.